AGCCCUAGCCUCGAUCAUUCAGUAUCGUGAUGAACCGUGUGCUCUCGUCGUUGCUGAAACAAUGCUUCUCUCUCAUGAAGCUAGACUUGAGCGUACACCUCGUGCUGCAUCUCAGGAUCCUAUUGCUCUCAAUGUUACACAAGGUACGGUUACUCCUUCUGUUAACUCCACGGUUUCUAUGGUAUCUGACGCUACUUCUCACGAUUCUGCACCUCAAACUGAGUAUUCUCGUGGAGGACGUGGUGGUAGAGCUUCAACCUACAGAGGUGGUGGACGUAAUGGUGGACGUAACCGUGUUCAGUGCCAAAUCUGCUCCAAACCUGGUCAUGAUGCCAAGGUUUGUUACUACAGACUUCCAGUUCCUUCAUCAAAUGCCUCUCAGUGGCGUGCUCCUAUGGUACCUGUGCAAGCUUCUCAGUGGUAUCAAGGUGCUCCUGCACAACAUGCACCUAAUCAAUGGAUUGCUCCACAGUUUGUUCAGAUGCGCACUCCUGCUGCAGCAGUUAGACCUGAUAAGCAACCUCAAGUGUACGUUGCUGGUACAGGAGCAGUGGCAAGCCAAUCUGCCUCCCCUUGGUAUGCUGAUUCUGGUGCUACGCAUCAUGUGACAAACUCUGCAGAGCAUUUUCUUGAUAGCAUCCCUGCAUCUGGCACUGAUCAAGUGACACUUGGAAAUGGUCAAGGCUACUUCUGAGGUGCUACUACAAGGAGAACUUGGCAAAGAUGGACUUUAUUCCUUUGGAUCUCUUCAGGCCAUCUCUUCUCCCUCUAAGCAUUUUGCACCUACUGUUCACACACUCACUAGCAAUAAUUCUUCCCUCUCCCGUUUUACUUCUAGUGGCAAUCAAGGUACACAGAGUUUAGGACCCUCUCUGUAUGAGCAAUGGCAUAAGAGACUAGGCCAUCCUCAUCAUGAGGUCCUUAAGGCUGUACUUACCAAAUGUAA
Messenger RNA from Vicia villosa (hairy vetch), 946 nucleotides. RefSeq lists its product as uncharacterized. NCBI's taxonomy places the organism in Eukaryota, Viridiplantae, Streptophyta, Magnoliopsida, Fabales, Fabaceae. The record is from RefSeq and is a predicted model, not a curated record. The transcript is spliced from 2 exons. The coding region runs from base 62 to 694 and encodes 210 amino acids. Gene Ontology annotation, molecular function: nucleic acid binding; zinc ion binding.